UGAUUAAUUACUUUUCUUGAUAGUUGCAGUGUAGGAUGCUACAAGGUUCAUUGUCAGGCUGAGUGCAGUGCUCCUUCAGUUGACCCAACCAUUACUUUAGAUAUUUUUGCUCCAGGCAAAAAAUCGCAUCAGCAAAUUUUGUUUCCGACUGAUGAUACAGUCAUGCCAAGGACACUGGAAAAACUACGUAACUCCCAGGCCCUUAAAACCCUGCUGAUGAAUCCUCAUUUAAGAGAGAUGGUAAAGGAAGUCGACAGUGCAACUAAUGCUGAAGUUGCCAUUCAGAGGGCCAUGAUGGAGCCAAUCUUUACAGAAUUUGCUGAUGUUUGUCUGAGCAUUGCAGAACCCAGUGAACAUAAUGAAGAUCUUGAAUCUGAUGAAGAUAUAUAAAGGCUUGAUUUGUAAAUGAUAAGUUAUACCCAUUUUGAUAUGUACUGUACUUGUAAGAAUAUAUUUUGUGUAGUAA
Cherax quadricarinatus is the source of this 466-nucleotide messenger RNA. The record is from RefSeq and is a predicted model, not a curated record. Lineage: Eukaryota; Metazoa; Arthropoda; Malacostraca; Decapoda; Parastacidae.